Molecule: messenger RNA, 2115 nt
Organism: Aspergillus aculeatus ATCC 16872
Lineage: Eukaryota; Fungi; Ascomycota; Eurotiomycetes; Eurotiales; Aspergillaceae
Product: RMD1 family protein
Exons: 4
Coding region: 1-2115 (704 amino acids)
Source: RefSeq, a predicted model, not a curated record
AUGAAUCCCUCAAGAGGCCGAGGGCUGGGACAACGAAGUCCCCAUGUCCUGGUCACCGACUCGCGCGAUCAACAAACCUCCUCCCAACCCCGCCGCCGUCGCUCCCCCGCAACCCGCUUCAUCACCGUCGACAACGUCCUCCAAUACACCUCCGACGUGCCCUCCAUGCAACAACGGUACCCGCCGCAGAGCGCCCGGACGCGGCCACGCUCCCGCAUCGCAUCAGCCGCCGGCGGACUGAUCGGGGCCGCGGCCGGCGGAGCGGGCUCCUCCAGCGGCGGCAGUAUUGGCGCAGCCAGCGGCAGUGCGGCGGCGGCGACGAUCCGCCGCCUCGCAGCCCAACCGCGGCUGCCGCCCCGCACCACGAAGGUCAGCGAGAAGCUCGUCCUGCUCCCCGAAGCGGACGGGAAGCUACCGGAAGACGACGAGGACGAAGGCGAGGAGGAGGACGAGGAGGCCGUGGACGAGGAGUUCGUGCAGCGCGUCGCCAGGGACAAGAACCUGGACCCCGAGGCGGUGCGACAGACCCUGCUCGCGCAGAAGAAGAUGCGGCUGGACGGCGCGGACUUUGGCGUGGACAACGACAUCGCGCCGCUGCUGGCGGACGAGGAGCUGCUACGCAAGCGAAAGGUCGCGCCGGAGAAGGCGAAGAGUUAUGCGGAGCGUCUGCCCAAGGCGCGCCGGGCCGAGAAGCUGGCGCGGGUGACGGCCUACUGCACCGCGCAGGCGUACAAGAUGAGCUCCUUGGCCUCGUUUGUGAAGGAGAGGCAUGGCGGCCGCACGAAGCUGUAUGAUGAUUGUUUGUACACGGCGUAUCAUCUGCCGCUGUUGCCGGGCCUGGAUGGGUACAGGCUGAGGAGUAGCCCCAUGGUGAAGAAGCCGGGCGGGAAGUCGAUCCUUGAUGAGGAGAUUGAGCGCAAUGAGUUGCGGGAUCAUCACGAGGAUUAUCUGGUGGACGCGGAGGAGCAUUCGGUUGUUGGCGGACGUCAUGAACACCGGUCGUCGCAUCAGCAGCGCAGUGAGGCUCAACGACACGGGGACGAGGAAGAGCACCACCCGCAACAGGAGGAACAAGAGGAACAUCGUUCCGUGCCUGGCUCCGAGGCGCAACCCUUCAUGGGCGACGUCGAUGGCGCUGGUCAUCAAGCUCCAGCUGACGCGACGGCCGUGGCGGCACCGGCAGCCACACGUCUGCCGUAUAAUGUCGCGGAGAUGUUUGUGUUCAGCUACGGAGUAGUGGUGUUCUGGAACUUCACCGAGAAACAGGAGAAGGAUCUCCUCGCCGAUUUGGCGUUUGCAACCUCGUCCGUGACCGGGUCUCCCAUCCCGUUGGCGACCUUGCCCCUGCAGGAGGAAGAUUUUGAGACGGAGGAGUUUCAUUUCGAGUACUCGACGGAGAUUUCUCGCCCACGCGUUUACAACGACAUGAUCACCCUUCGAAGCGGCGACCACAUGAUCAAGUUAGCCAUCAGUCAUGGCAUCGCACAAAGCACUAAGCUCUGCUUCUUCGAAGAAGUUAUGGCUCGCCAGAUGGCCGAGGCCAAGGACGUCCCCCGCCGACUCGCCAUGACAGGCAAUCUUGGCAUGAAACGAGACGAAGUGUUCCGCAUUCUGGGUAGUCUGUUCAAGAGUCGCGUAGAAGUGAACCUGUCAUCCAACGUUCUCGACGUCCCCAACUUCUUCUGGGAAAGCGAACCGACCCUAUAUCCCCUCUAUAUCGCUGUGCGCGAGUACCUCGAGAUCAAGCCUCGAAUUCAAGUUCUGAACGAGCGGUGUAAAGUCUUCCUUGACCUGGCAGAGAUUCUUUCCGACUCCAUUGCCGACAACAAAACCUCCCAUCAAACAUGGAUCAUCAUCGUACUCAUCUGCGUCUCCAUCCUCGUCACCACCUUCGAAGUCUUCCUCCGGUUCGGCCUCCUUUCCUCCCGUGAAGGAGGUGCCUCAACCACAGCUACCACACCUAUCACCUCUUUCGCAGCCAAUGUCCUCGCCCGGGCCCUAGGCAGCGGUGGCAGCAGCAGCAGUAACCCCGCGUGCGUGUGCUCAUGUCCCGCUCAAGUGCCCGGUAACGGCUUGAUGAACACCACACCUCCAACCAUGGGAUCGCCUUACUAG